CAAAAGGGCCGCAAAUCCACGUGAAGCCGCACACUAGCACUGCAGAGGCCCUUACCGCCCCUAUAAAACCUCCGCUUGUUGAACAGAAGAGGAAGAGAGGGCGUUGUGUUCAUCAGCCACCACUCUCUCUCCUCUCUCUCUCUCUCCCCUCCAAUACAGGUGAGCCUCCACCACCUUCAUCAUCAUAUCAUAUCAUCGUUCUGCAUAGAUUCUCGUUUAACCUCCAAUGGAGCCAGAACCAGCUCCCAGAAAGAGGAGAUUCAUACCGAAAGCUGCCCCGCGCCGGGUUCCAAAACCUGAAGUCAAAAUCGAAGCGGACCAUGUGACGGAGGAGUCUGAUGCUGAAAAGGCUAGGGAACUGCUGAAACGAUUCAGUGAAAGAUCAAUACACGCAAGGCCGAAAGAUGAAAAGAAAUUGGCGCCUACACAAAUUGCAUUUGGUGGUGCUGCAUCCACAUCCGUGAAAGUGUAUGGUGCUCAGAAAGGUGGGAGUACUUCAGCCACUGAUGCUGCUGCCUCGGGCAUGAAAGUGGAGAAAGAAUACGGUUCGCCAUGGAAUCAGUACAGUUAUUACCCUGUAACUCUUCCUCUCAGACCGCCAUAUUCCGGUGAUCCUGAAAUUCGUAAUCAGGAAGAAUUUGGAGACGGUUCGGAGGAGUCAACUUAUGAUGAAAACUCAACAAAACCGGCAAAUGAUCUUGAUCUAUUGGAGGAAAAUAAAGCAACAAGUAUGUUCUUUCUUCAGUUACCGCAGUAUCUGCCUAUGAUGAAACGAUCAGCUACAGCAGAUGGCCCUGAGGCAACAAAAAGCUCACGGCCACCAGGAAGCGCACACAACAUGCAGAAGUUUUGUGCUUUGUCUGAUUUACCACCUGGCCACAUGGGUAAGAUGCUGGUGUACAGAAGCGGUGCUAUCAAGCUGAAGCUAGGAGAUACCCUUUUCGAUGUCUCCUCAGGAAUGAAGUGUGGUUUUGCCCAGGAUCUUGUGGUUACUAAUGAGAACGAGAAGGGAUUUGGUACUAUCGGCGAGCUGAACAAGCGAGCCAUUGCAACCCCAGAUAUUGACUCCAUUUUGGAAAGUGUAGAUGGUUUAUUCUAGCUUUUUUUGCCCAUUUACGAAUACAGUUUUGGUUUGUGAGAGUGAAAAAUUGCGGCACUUUCUUCAUUCGACAUUAUCCGAGAAAAUAGAUGACAAGUUCCAAUAGGUAAGACUAAAUACCUUGAUAAUAUGCAGAAGAGCGGAGUGUUCCAAGCGAACGUAUUGCAACUAACCCUCUCUGUUCUGAUGGUAUUGAAAUAAAUCCAUAUUCUUUGUGUGCUUGCGAA
Messenger RNA from Malus domestica (apple), 1326 nucleotides. RefSeq lists its product as uncharacterized. The record is from RefSeq and is a predicted model, not a curated record. Gene Ontology annotation, cellular component: RNA polymerase III complex. Gene Ontology annotation, biological process: tRNA transcription by RNA polymerase III. Lineage: Eukaryota; Viridiplantae; Streptophyta; Magnoliopsida; Rosales; Rosaceae. Gene Ontology annotation, molecular function: DNA binding.